AUGAGGCUAGAGCACGGGCGGCGGGCGUCUCUGGCGAUCACCCUCAACUUUGUGGCGUUUGCUUUUGCCUUAUCAGCGGUGACCACCAGCUACUGGUGUGAGGGGACCAGGAAGGUGCCCAAACCCUUCUGCACAGGACCGCCGCUGAAGGUGAAACAGUGGUUCUGCAUCCGCUUCAACAGCUCCAACAUCAACGACAGCAGGUUGGUCCAGUACAUCUUUGAGAGCGGAGAGGAGAAGUUUCUUUUGAGGAAGUUCCACACGGGAAUAUUUUUCUCCUGUGAGCAGGCUGCCGAUAUGAACGGGUUUGACUGUCGAGACUUCUCAGAGAUUGCACCAGAACACGAAAGAGGGGUCCUGUGGUUGUGUAUCGUGGCUGAGAGUCUGUACCUCACCCUGCUCUUUACAGGCGGGGCUCUGAUGAUCCUGGAGCAGUGCCCUUGCUUCAGUAUCAUGAACAAAUUAAAGCUCAGUGCCUUCGCUGCCUUGUGCACUGCCCUGUCAGGCCUUUGUGGGAUGGUGGCCCACAUGAUGUUCACCACCAUAUUUCAGCUGGCUGUCGCUAUAGGACCAGAAGACUGGAGGCCCAAGACCUGGGACUACAGCUGGUCUUAUGCCUUAGCGUGGGGCUCUUUUGGCACCUGCAUGGGCUCUGCAGUGACGGCGCUCAACAGGUACACAAAGACCAUCGUAGAGUUUAAAUACAAGCGGCGGAACAUCGAGAAGAGCCUGAUGAUCAAGCAGAAGAUGAUGGAGCUGGACCUCCCUGAGCAGAUGUGGGACAUGUACCUGACCACUGUGCCCGUUGACGCCGAGGUACAGCUAGAACUGCCGGUCAACGGCCACAAACCAUCGGCAGGAAUGACAUAUGUGGUCGAAAUGGACAAUGAACCAGAACCACAAGGAGAGGCAUAUUGUUAA
Molecule: messenger RNA, 921 nt
Organism: Perca flavescens (yellow perch)
Lineage: Eukaryota; Metazoa; Chordata; Actinopteri; Perciformes; Percidae
Product: germ cell-specific gene 1-like protein
Exons: 5
Coding region: 1-921 (306 amino acids)
Cellular component (GO): plasma membrane
Source: RefSeq, a predicted model, not a curated record